This is a messenger RNA of Pongo pygmaeus (Bornean orangutan), 2362 nucleotides long. It is a transcript of the gene CA8, whose product is annotated as carbonic anhydrase 8 (inactive). Gene Ontology annotation, molecular function: carbonate dehydratase activity; zinc ion binding. The record is from RefSeq and is a predicted model, not a curated record. The coding region runs from base 445 to 1317 and encodes 290 amino acids. The transcript is spliced from 9 exons. Lineage: Eukaryota; Metazoa; Chordata; Mammalia; Primates; Hominidae.
GCGGCGGGGGCGACCCCGGGGGAAGGGCGGGCGGGGAUGCGUCGAUGUUUCCGUGACUUGGGACUGGUAGCCCCAAGGCGCAUUCUAACUGUUGGCUCCCCGGCACCAGCGGCCAGAGAGAGAAAGGGGCGGAUCCUCGCGUACCAGACACGCCCCUGUCGGGUAUAAAAUUCGCCAGGCGCUCUCUCCCCAGGCCACAGUCGCUCCCUCGCUCUGCCGGGGCCUCCGGACGCGGUCACCACGCGGCUCUCUGGAACACUCGGGCCGAACGCACGCCCGCUUGCACUCACACUGCGGUUCACACCCGCAGGCGCGCUCGCACCCACACUGCCGCUCACGCGCGCUCACACUACCCCACGCGCGCUCCACUCCCGCUCCAGCCCCGCGCCCCGCGAAGGCGCAGGCACUGCCGCCGAGAGCGCCGAGGGGCCCCGCGGCCUUCCCAUGGCGGACCUGAGCUUCAUCGAAGAUACCGUCGCCUUCCCCGAGAAGGAAGAGGAUGAGGAGGAAGAAGAUGAGGGUGUGGAGUGGGGCUACGAGGAAGGUGUUGAGUGGGGUCUGGUGUUUCCUGAUGCUAAUGGGGAAUACCAGUCUCCUAUAAAUCUAAACUCAAGAGAGGCUAGGUAUGACCCCUCGCUGUUGGAUGUCCGCCUCUCCCCAAAUUAUGUGGUGUGCCGAGACUGUGAAGUCACCAAUGAUGGACAUACCAUUCAGGUUAUCCUGAAGUCAAAAUCAGUUCUUUCGGGAGGACCAUUGCCUCAAGGACAUGAAUUUGAACUGUACGAAGUGAGAUUUCACUGGGGAAGAGAAAACCAGCGUGGUUCUGAGCACACGGUUAAUUUCAAAGCUUUUCCCAUGGAGCUCCAUCUGAUCCACUGGAACUCCACUCUGUUUGGCAGCAUUGAUGAGGCUGUGGGGAAGCCGCACGGAAUCGCCAUCAUUGCUCUGUUUGUUCAGAUAGGAAAGGAACAUGUUGGCUUGAAGGCUGUGACUGAAAUCCUCCAAGAUAUUCAGUAUAAGGGGAAGUCCAAAACAAUACCUUGCUUUAAUCCUAACACUUUAUUACCAGAUCCUCUGCUGCGGGAUUACUGGGUGUAUGAAGGCUCUCUCACGAUCCCACCUUGCAGCGAAGGUGUCACCUGGAUAUUAUUCCGAUACCCUUUAACUAUAUCCCAGCUACAGAUAGAAGAAUUUCGAAGGCUGAGGACACAUGUUAAGGGGGCAGAACUUGUGGAAGGCUGUGAUGGGAUUUUGGGAGACAACUUUCGGCCCACUCAGCCUCUUAGUGACAGAGUCAUUAGAGCUGCAUUUCAGUAGCCAAAGAGGACAGGAACAAGUCUGGCUUCAUGAGGGAGGAAGACAAUGGUCCUAUAAUGCCCUUGGAUAAGAAAAGGAAACUUUUGAGCUGCACCUUCAGUUUAUCCUCAAAGCCUGCGUUGUUUGUCUUCAUCUAAUCCCGCUUUGAUGGACGUCUGUGAUGGUUGCCUGUACACUUACUGAAAUGAAAUAUUAGAAAUGGCUGUGUAUUCCAAAGAAACCCUAUAUUAUAUAUCCACAUUACUGCUGCUAGGAUUCAUAUUUGCACAUACUGUUUAUUGCUUAUGUGUAGAAGGAAUGAAACUAGUUUCCAGAGUUGUUAUUAAUAUGAAUAUAUAUCAUGUGUUAAUAUUGAGAAAGGAAAAAUACAUUCCCGGUGUUCGUAGUUCUUCAUUUCCUGUCUCCAACAGAAAAUUCGCUCAUUUUAGAGCUAGUGUAAUUCUUGAUAAUAAAAUAAGAGUUUUGAUUAGGAACAGCAUAGAGCUUCAAAAUGCAAACUGAAUGAUUAGUAAAAUUAUGUCUCAUUUUAUUUUUUCAGCACCCAUACCAUAAUUAAUGUUAGGCUGGAUUGCCAUGGGAAACAUUUUUUGGCGUUAAUGCAGCAACAUAAUACUCACUUUAGGUAUUACUACAUAGUUAAAGGAUUUAACUGAAUGUAUGGAUCAAAUUAUAUUUAUUUGACAUAUUCGAAGCUGUGGUUUAAUAGGAAUUUGAGAAAGGUGUAAGAAAUAGGAUAAAAAGAAGGUCAGCAGCAUGUACCAGGAAUAGCUUUACUUUCUAUAAAUAGAAAUAUAAAUUUAAUGGUGUCCUAUAUUACUUUAGUGUCGUACACUUUGUAAGACUUAAAUAUUUUAUUCUAUUGAUUCCACUUCUUUGGUAUGUCAAGACAUUUCUUUAAAGAUGACCAACAAUAUCCUUAUUUUAGAUGCCACUAGCAGAUGUAAGUGUAUACUUAGUUGCCGUUAGAUGUGACAGAAUGGGAUAAUUUAUGUAAAGCAGUAGAGUGCCUGGCACAAAGCAAACAAUAAAUAUUAUUGUUAUUGUU